UUUGACAUCCCUCGUUGAUAGAUGGAGACCGGAGACCCACACAUUUCACUUUCGAUGUGGAGAGCUUGCACCUACUCUAAAAGAUGUGUCAAUGAUCACAGCUUUACCAAUUAGAGGUGUGCCAGUGGUACAUCCACGAGUUUCUCCUAAUUGGCCAGCAGAUGUCUCUGCCCGUCUGAGGCUCGAAAUGCCCAUAUCAGAUCGUUCUGGUCCGCCUCGAGGUGUCCCACACAGCUGGCUUCGUAUUAACUUCGAAAUUUUAUCUACCCAUGCUGAUCCUGAGACAACGAAGAGACACUUGUUUGCAUAUUUGUUGUGGCUCUUCGGUGUGAUGUUUCCUAAUUCUCACGGGGAUGUAGUUUUGCCUGGUCUCAUCUAUUUUGCCGCAAAGAUAGUUGACGAACCUUUACCCCAAAAUCCACCAUAUAGCUUUGGUUCUGCUUUGCUUUCUCACACAUACCGAGGGUUGUGUGAUGCCACUCAAAAAACGGCAUUCACAUCUAAAGCUCCAUUACUUUGUGUCUCCUACGAGUUUCUACAGUUGUGGUCCUGGGAAUACUUACCUGUAGGACGACCGCAGAUAGUAGAACCCGCAACCCCGUACAACUAUGGUGAGGGUGUUGUAACUAUGUCCACUCGGUGGAUGCUGGGUCGAAAAAAAUGGUCUACUAAAAUUGCAAAAAAUUGUUACCCCAUAUACCAUGAUCAGUUUGAGCUUCUUAACGACUCACUAAUAACAUGGAACCCGUGGACUGAGGCGCACAUUGAUAUGGUAUUUGGUUCGCAACACAUGCCAGUGGAAUGCGUGAGAGAUAGUGCCUUUUGGAUGACUCGCUGCAAUUUACUCUAUCUAUGGUUUGUGGAACCGUAUAAUCCUGACCGUGUCAUGAGACAGUUCGGUCUAUAUCAAGAUAUUCCACCACCGGUUCCAAGAUGUAUCGACGAAGAAACUCAUAAGAUGAGCAAUAUGGGCAGAUCUGGUGUGGACUGGAAUGCAGAAAACAUUGAAUGGAUAAAUCAGUGGAAUAAUGAAGCUCUACAAAAUAUAGUGCCUCAGCAACGGUAAUUUUACUAAUGUUAAUUUAAUUAUGUGCUUAUAAAAUACAGAAUGUGAUGUCAAUUUAGUAAUGUUAAUUUAUUUAUGCAGAACGUACGAUGCAACUACGACAGAAGCGUACUAUAAUUGGUAUCGCAUGAGCACGCGUACUAGACUGACGAGCGAACCACCUACGAUGCCAACACAUCCAACGCAUAUGGAACAGUUGCAGACACGGAUGGACACAUCAUCAGCUUACUAUCGUGACUCCGCGAUUGAUAUUUGCACCCAAGUACAAGCGAUGGCGAGUGAAGGAAUGCGAGCCGAGGGAAGUGAUCCUAAACGCAGGUCGUGGUUUAAAAAAAUUAGCGAAUUCGUGAGCACAAGGAUUACAAGAUGCGGUACAGAGAACGACGUUGUCACUGCAGCGUACAACAUUCCGGAACCGAGGUCAGCUAGACCGAGUGGGGCGCCGUCGUCGUCCAUGCGGUGGGCAGAGGGUCGUAAUACUAUGCCGACACUUCCACGACAUGACUCUUCUCUACCAAUACAUGGGCAGACAUCAGAGGUAAAUGCUCCAGAUGUAGGAUCGACACCCGAACAGACUCAUUUCGUGGAGCAGGAUGCAUAUACAGCAUAUGACGCACACAUUCAAGGAUCUCAGCCAUAUCUGCCCACACGAGGGAUUAGGAUGCCCGAGGAGAAUCGUUGGGCUGAGACAAGCGAGGGAGCACAAAGCUACAACAGCGGACAGGAAAUUAAUGAUCCAUCAUGGGGAGAUGAACAUACCCAGCGUGGCGUACAGAAAGAAAUACUCACAGAAACCCAUGAUACUCAAUGCACGCUCCCAGGAAUGAUAAAUGAU
Molecule: messenger RNA, 1901 nt
Organism: Hordeum vulgare subsp. vulgare (domesticated barley)
Lineage: Eukaryota; Viridiplantae; Streptophyta; Magnoliopsida; Poales; Poaceae
Product: serine/threonine-protein phosphatase 7 long form homolog
Exons: 4
Coding region: 92-1066 (324 amino acids)
Biological process (GO): meristem development; meristem maintenance
Source: RefSeq, a predicted model, not a curated record